Messenger RNA from Zootermopsis nevadensis, 4244 nucleotides. Lineage: Eukaryota; Metazoa; Arthropoda; Insecta; Blattodea; Termopsidae. The record is from RefSeq and is a predicted model, not a curated record.
UUGAUCGGCGCAGCCGGAGUGAACGCGCUUCGUGCAGGUGUCUGGAGGAAGGAACAGGAAAUUUGUUUAAACUGUAAAAUGGAACAUCACGUCUUCGAAGUGAAGACUGUAUCAGCAACCCUUCUGAUUUUGUUAAUCAACGUUGAUCGCCUUGCCACUUUUGCACUGCAAUCAACCGGAAGACAGCAGAUGGCACAGCUCAACAACCACAGGAACAUAUCCGAAAUUCUGGAUAGUCUCUUGCGAGGUUAUGACAACAGCGUACGACCAGAUUUUGGAGGUCCGCCUGCCGUCAUAGAAGUGGACAUUAUGGUGAGGAGCAUGGGGCCAAUUUCUGAAGUCGAUAUGACCUAUUCGAUGGAUUGCUAUUUCCGUCAGUCGUGGGUGGACCGUCGGCUUGCCUUCAAGGGUAACAAAGAGACUCUGGCACUUAGCAUAUCAAUGUUGCAGAGAAUUUGGAAGCCGGACACGUAUUUCUAUAACGGAAAGCAGUCUUAUCUCCACACCAUCACAACACCCAACAAAUUUGUGAGAUUGUAUCAAGACGGAAGAGUACUUUACUCAUCACGACUGACAAUUAAAGCUGGAUGCCCAAUGAACCUCGAGGAUUUCCCUAUGGAUACUCAGCGAUGUCCUUUGAAAUUUGGAAGCUGUAAAGUAAAGCAAAAAUCACAUUUUAGGGUGUUUGUGUUGUUACAGUGGAACAAAGCGCGCCAGGUAGCUAUCGCCGAAGACAUGAAACUCUCUCAGUUCGACUUGAUCGCGACUCCAUCAGCCAAUCAAACGGACGUACUGCAGUCCGGUAGGACUGGUGAAUACUCAAUGUUGCUUGUCAGCUUCCAUCUUCAGAGACAUAUGGGAAAUUUUUUGAUUCAGGUAUACGGUCCCUGUGUUCUGUUGGUUGUCCUGUCGUGGGUCUCAUUUUGGCUAAAUCGAGAGGCGACAGCUGACAGAGUUUCUCUUGGUAUAACAACUGUUCUAACAAUGACAUUCCUGGGCCUUGAAGCUCGGACCGAUCUACCAAAAGUACCAUACCCGACAGCGCUGGACUUCUUCGUGUUCCUGUCAUUUGCCUUCAUAUUUGCGACCAUAAUUCAGUUUGCAGUGGUACACUACUUCACAAAAUACGGUUCUGGCGAGUGCUACUUCAGCUCAGAUCUUAGUUCCGAUUCAAGUUCGGACGAUGAAAACUGGACUCAAGGAGAAGACGGAAGGAGGGCAGUCGACACGGAUGAACAGGCAAAGAACAGCAAUGAAGGUGCCUUCCUCAAUACCUUCAGUUCCCUUAAUGGGGACACCGGUACCAGCAGCAGACUACUAGAGGUAAUACCUCUCUCAGCUUGCCAAAUCACUCCUUCAACCAUCACCACCAGCAGCAGCAGCAGCAGCAGAGCAGCUCACCAUCCAUGGUCCAUGUCAUCCUGUUUAGGAUGCACUGCUGGUUCAGAAACCGGUACCGAACAAGAGAGUGUAGACAGAAUCACCUAUGCACCAACAGCCAGCACUUCAAACGUUCAUAGGCUCAGUAUUCAAGGACACAUGAAGAAGAAACGAAAGAAACGAACACCAAGAUACAAUUCUGUCUCUAAAAUAGACCGUGCAUCUCGCAUUGUCUUUCCCAUGUGUUUUCUAGCUAUAAAUGCUUUCUACUGGUACUCCUAUUUAUCAAGAAGCAAACGCAUCCAACAGAUGAGGUCAGGUGAAACACCGUAAUGUAUUGUGUCAACAGCAAGAUGAUUCAAUAACUUCGACAAACUUCAAAGAACAAAGUAAAUAUUAUGCAUUCAUCGUAUAUACAACAACUGAUUCAGUUUUGCAUGAGUGUUGUGGAAUAAGUUCACAUUGAGACAUAAAACUGCCUUACUUUUUAUAUUUCUGCCAACAUUACACAGAUUGAAGUAUCAUAUGUGAAUACCUGAAUCACUGACAUUGACAAUGACAUUUAUUGAGUCUACUGAUCCAAUUCACAGUGUAAGACAUUACUCAUCCAGCCUGUAGUUACACUCAUCUUUACACUUUUCUAACAACCUAUUUCUUUUUACAGACUAUCCACUCUCUCCCCUAUCUUUGCUAACCCCUAAUUUGUAACUUUUGCACCCUCAUAUUUCUUAACUAACCUUUAUCUUUUAUCUUUAUAUUUGCUCAAAUAUACCCCACUUUUCUGCAGUUUGUCUUUAUUUUUAUUAGCAACUAUCUACCUAAUUCUAAUUUCUGGAAAUCUUGCAUCUACCGACUCGUCAUUCCUGUUUACUGCAUACACAAGAAUCCCCUGAUCAGAAGUUUCCUUAAUACUCUCUAGUCUGUAAAUACUCUAUUUCUACUAUCCUAUACUUCUCCAAGACUCAUGCGUACAUAUUUCUGUGUAUAAUUUCUUCUCCCGAUUAUGCUUCAACUUAUUCUAGAAUACAAGUGACCUCUCGCUCAUACUUGUUUCCAUAUUAUUUCUCAAUAUCCACACAAUAAAUAAUUUUAAUAAUGGCAAAAUAAAUUUUCCACUACCAUACAUUAAACACAACAAGCAAAAUGUUUGUAUGUAUUUCUGUCAGUUGUUUAUUUCUUUGUGUUGCUGUUAGUCCUUAUUAAUCAGUGGAGAUUUUUCUGUAUAAAUUUUAAUCAUAUUUUAUAAAAAUGUCAGUAAACGGAAACAGAAAACAAUUGAGUGUAACAGAAAAGUUGCAUCUUAUAGAUAUAUGUAGCAAGGUAAAUUUAAAAAGAUUGUUUAAAAAUUGGCUCAAAAUUGGGAGGGCCUCACUCAACUUUGUCAAACCUGUUAAAAUUUCAUGACAUGCUAAAUGUUUAUAUGACGAGAAAGAACAGGAAAAGGAAGAGUGAAAGAAAAUGUCAUACAGUAGAUGAAGUGAUAUUGGAUUAGUUCAAGCAAGCCAGUUCUUAUAACGCACCAUAUUACAGUACUCUAUUACAAAAAGCCAAUGAUUUCAGUCAAAAAUCAGAAAACAAUUUAAAGUGACCAAUGGAUGGCUGACAAGGCGGAAGGAGAGACACAUCAUUGUUUAUAAAAACCUUUGUGGAUGAAAACAAAAUUCUGAUAGCUACGUAGCUAACAUCUGGCUACAAACUAAUCGGAAAGCUAUGUUAAACACUUAUAAUCCAGAGGAUAUAUUAAACCCUUUCUAGCCAAAAUUUGUUUAAAUAAUAUUUAUGAAUACAGUUCAUACUGCAAAGAAAACACAACUCUUUACCAUUAUAAAGGUCAAUUGGUUAAUUCUGUUUAAGGAUAUAAUCUAUUUACACUAAGAAACAAAUGAAAUCCUUAAGUACAAAACGCAGAGUAAGUGAAUGUUAAACCACUGGGCUUUACAGUGUUAAUAUAGACAAAGUCGAACUAUACUAGAGAGCUACUCCAGAUUAUUACAUGAUUUUUAAAAAUAUGUCAGCUUCUGCAGGAAAGAAUGUCAAGGACAGAAUUGCAGUCUUAUUAGCUUGAAAUAUAAUGGGAAAACAAAAUUAAUCCAUUACUGAUCAGAAAGGGUAGAUCUAGAUGUUUCAAAGGAGUAAAAUAUCUUUGUGUUACAUAUGCAAACACUAGUGCUUGGAUGACAGCUUCUAUAUUUGAAGACACCUUUGUAACUGUGAUAGACAAUUAAACACGAAAAAGAAAAAAAACUGCACUAGUUCUGGAAAACUGCCUGGCACAUUCAAAGCUGAACUUAGAGAACACUAAAUUAAUUUUUCUACCUCAGAACACUACAUCACACAUUCAACCUCUUAAUCAGGGAAUUAUAAAAACUUUGGACAUGAGACAAAGAAUUAUCCAAGCUACAGAUGACGGACUUGGGAACUUCAUCCAACAUCACCAAACAGGUAUCAGUUACUUAGGAUAAAGAUGAUGAACUUUUGGGUUCUGGCACCAUAUAGACCGGUUGGUAGAUACCAGUGUUUCAGAGAAGCAUAACAUUGGUAUCAACCAGCCAGUCCACAUGGCACUAGAAUUCAGAAGAAUGCCAUCACCAUCACCACCACAGAAACAUUAAAUCUCAUGCAGGAUAAAGUUUGCGUCUCUCAUAUCAACAACUGCUUUAAGAAAUUAAGUUCAAUAUGUUUCAACAGUGUUCAAAAAACAAAACUGAUCAUAUGGAGAAACUGUCUACAUGUGUGAACAGGAGCUUAAUGACUGUGUAGACAAAGAUCAUGAUCUUCAAGUUAAUAGAUUGUUAACAGACAAAGAAAUUUCUCAAUGUAUAAUUAAUGUUACAUUACGUAAUAAAGCUUAAAUUCAUUUUGAA